Messenger RNA from Eubalaena glacialis (North Atlantic right whale), 1311 nucleotides. It is a transcript of the gene TBXT, whose product is annotated as T-box transcription factor T. Bases 1 to 1311 code for a protein of 436 amino acids. Gene Ontology annotation, cellular component: nucleus. NCBI's taxonomy places the organism in Eukaryota, Metazoa, Chordata, Mammalia, Artiodactyla, Balaenidae. Gene Ontology annotation, biological process: regulation of transcription by RNA polymerase II; heart morphogenesis; cell fate specification. The record is from RefSeq and is a predicted model, not a curated record. Gene Ontology annotation, molecular function: DNA-binding transcription factor activity, RNA polymerase II-specific; RNA polymerase II cis-regulatory region sequence-specific DNA binding. The transcript is spliced from 8 exons.
AUGAGCUCCCCCGGCACCGAGGGCGCGGGGAAGAGCCUGCAGUAUCGCGUGGACCACCUGCUGAGCGCCGUGGAGAGCGAGUUGCAGGCGGGCAGCGAGAAGGGCGACCCCACGGAGCGCGAGCUGCGCGUGGGCCUGGAGGAGAGCGAGCUGUGGCUGCGCUUCAAGGAGCUCACCAACGAGAUGAUCGUGACCAAGAACGGCAGGAGGAUGUUCCCGGUGCUGAAGGUGAACGUGUCCGGCCUGGACCCCAACGCCAUGUACUCCUUCCUGCUGGACUUUGUGGCGGCCGACAACCACCGCUGGAAGUACGUGAACGGGGAGUGGGUGCCAGGGGGCAAGCCUGAGCCGCAGGCGCCCAGCUGCGUCUACAUCCAUCCCGACUCGCCCAACUUCGGGGCGCACUGGAUGAAGGCGCCGGUCUCCUUCAGCAAAGUCAAGCUCACCAACAAGCUCAAUGGAGGGGGCCAGAUCAUGUUGAACUCCUUACAUAAGUAUGAGCCUCGAAUCCACAUCGUGAGAGUUGGGGGUCCGCAGCGCAUGAUCGCCAGCCACUGCUUCCCGGAGACCCAGUUCAUAGCGGUGACCGCUUAUCAGAACGAAGAGAUCACAGCUCUUAAAAUUAAAUACAAUCCAUUUGCAAAAGCUUUCCUUGAUGCAAAGGAAAGAAGCGAUCACAAGGACAUGAUGGAAGAACCUGGAGACAGCCAGCAAUCUGGGCACUCCCCAUCAGGGGGGUGGUUGAUUCCUGGAACCAGCACCCUGUGUCCACCUGCCACCCCUCACCCUCAGUUUGGAGGCCCCCUCUCUCUUCCCUCCACGCACGGCUGUGAAAGGUACCCGGCCCUGAGGAACCACCGCCCAGCCCCCUACCCCAGCCCUUACGCGCAUCGGAACAAUUCUCCAACCUAUUCUGACAAUACAUCUACAUGUUUGUCCAUGCUCCCACCCCACGACAAUUGGUCCAGCCUUGGAAUGCCUGCCCACACCAGCAUGCUCCCCAUGAGUCCGAAUACUGGUCCUCCUACAGGCUCUAGUCAGUACCCCAGCCUGUGGUCCGUGAGCAACGGCACCAUCACCCCCGGUGCCCAGACGGCAGGGAUGUCCAACGGGCUGGGAGCCCAGUUCUUUCGAGGCUCUUCUACCCACUCUGCCUCUCUCGCCCACCCAGUCUCGGCUCCCUCCUCCUCGGGAUCCCCACUGUACGAUGGGGCCUCCACGGCCACAGAUAUUGCUGACAGCCAGUACGAUGCCUCCGCCCAAGCCCGCCUCCUAGCCUCGUGGACGCCCGUGUCACCUCCGUCCAUGUGA